Molecule: messenger RNA, 4354 nt
Organism: Balearica regulorum gibbericeps (East African grey crowned-crane)
Lineage: Eukaryota; Metazoa; Chordata; Aves; Gruiformes; Gruidae
Source: RefSeq, a predicted model, not a curated record
AUGUUCAGUGUCGAGGACCUCCUGAUUUCUCAUGGAUACAAAUUGUCAAAAAAUCCCCCUGUUUCAUAUGAGAGCAGGUAUGAUGGAUACCAGCAUGAAAUUGCGGGAAAUAGAUCUUCUCAGAGAACGCUGAAUGGGUUUGAGGCAGAAUCGAGAGCUGGGGCUUACAGCAAGAAACCUCUGGUGAAAACCAACUCGAGCAGCACCGAAAGCAGCCAUGGGAGCCAAGGGAGGCAAGUGGGUCCUGGUUACCACCAUGACCUUCAGGGUUUGUCCACUUUUCAUACUUCAGAAGGGGGGGUUUAUGACAGGCCCGAAUUAGCAUGGUCAUCCCAGCCCAAGACUGAUAAAGAUCUUGCCUACUGGAGAAGACGAGGACAGGACUUCAGUGUGCUACUGGGCUAUUCCCAGAAAGGUGGUGUGGAAAUGAAAAGCCUGGCUGCAGCCCCAGGGGCACCCCGGCACCCCAAGGACAGAGAGCUGAAGGUGGGCACGGGCGCAGGGUACGUCAGAAGAAGUGGCUUGCAGGAGGGCUGCGAAGUGCCGGGCGACUGCAAAUGGCAAAGUCUGGGAAUGGAAAGCUGGAACCAGCCAAAAAAGGUAGGGAGGCAAAUGUCCGAGGGUGACAGGGAGAAGCUGCUUCAAGAGCUGUAUUCAUUGACCCUGGGAGACAACGUGCUGAGCGCCCACAACAAGGGGAAAUCGCAGUCCCUGCCGAGGGUCCUUUCACCAGAGAGUAUGAGGUGUGUGGAAAUGCCCUCCCUGACCAACAGUAACAACUCGCUGAGCGUAACUAAAACCCCCUCCUAUCCCCCAAACAGACUGAGUGUGGAACCAGCCAAGCACCAUGAAACAGGAGGCCAUUUCCUUCCCCUGGUGAAACCCAAGUAUGGGAGACCUCUCAAGCCUCCGUCCUAUGAACUGCAGCGGCAGACGAGGGCACCCGCGGAAACCGUGGGUUUCCAAGACCACUACCACAAAGACGAACCCACCCCCUACUUAGCCAAAGUCAAUGAGCCAAGGCAAGAUUCUUGCAUUCAAGACUCUGGUUUGGAGCCCCCGGUCUACGUACCUCCUCCAUCUUACAAAUCCCCACCUCACCAAAACAUGACCCCACAGCCCCUCAAUGAAGUGCCUAACAACAAUGCGUAUGCCAGCAGCAAUCAGCAGGGUCCUGCGGAGCGGGUUGUCCCCUGCCAACGACCAGCCGCAAAUGCUUUUGAAGCAGGGGGUGACCCUUGCAAAGACAACCAUCUUCCUCAUGGGAAGCAAAGCCAUGCGAGGCGCCCGGCUGACUACCUGCGGUCUGUUCAGUAUAUUCCCUUUGAUGAUCCUCGGAUACGACAUAUUAAAAUUGCACCACUGGAAGGUCUGCAGGACAACACUGAAAAUGCACGUAGUCCCAGUUCUGGUGCUUUGCAAGAGAGAGAUCUUGAAGUACAGUACAACGGUGCCUUCUUAGAUGCAUCAAACUUGUCCAAUUCUACAAAGGGAGAAAGAACUUCCGACAGCUCCACCCAUAGCAACAGAUGGUUGGCACCGUCCAUCCGAGAUCAGGAAAAUUGUGCCUUGCCGGACCAAAGAGAUAGUUGUAGCACAACUAAUCAUAGCCCCCGUAAUGAAGCCAGCACGGAGUACACAAAAGGCAAACUUUCUGUAAGAAAUUCACAUAUGGACAGCACCUGUGAGACUGUUACAAAAGUGAAAAAGUUUGAACCUGGAACUGGGAUGCAGAGCAAAAAGAGUUCAAAGAAAAAAAUGAAUGAAACUAUAUUUUGUUUGGUCUCUAUCCCAGUUAAAUCAGAAUCCAAUCUGCCAGAUACAGAUAGGAACAACAACAUAACCCAGAGCCCUGAUAAGAAUGGGUUUGAUAACAAUGGAGCUUUGCAAGAACAAAGUCUCUUAAGUAUGUCUUCAACGGACUUGGAGUUACAAGCGCUUACAGGAAGCAUGACCAAUAAAAAUGACUUACAAAAACAAGAGAUGUGGAGACCAGAAGAGUUCAAACAAAUGAAUGACCUCAGAUUUAUUCAGCCUACAAAACACAGAGAGCUCAAGUACUCUGGCUCCUGGCCAGGUGAUCAGUACAAAGACCAGCAGACACAGACCAGUUUCACCGAAGAACCUAAAAGCUCACAAUUUUUCCAUGGUACAAAGCCUGAACAGCCCAAUAGUAACAAACUGCUGUCUCCGAAGCUCCUAGGAUGUACAGCAUCCACGAUAGGGUCAAAACAGACAGGGUUACCUUCUGAUGAGAGAAGCUGCAGGCAGAGCGCUUACGGCAUGAAGGGUCAGAUGUACCUCAGCCAGUCUAGCAACAGUGCUUUUUCCAGGACUGCCACCUCGGUUCUUCAGGCCCCGUCCCUAAAAGCCCACCAGAGCCAGCGCGUGCCUGCCCAGGAGAGGGAAACCAGCCUUCUUUCCAAGGGAGAGGUAGUUAAGGGAGAAGCAGGCGCUCCCUGCAACAGUAAAGAGCUGUUUGGGCAGUUCCUGUUGAAACCCGUAAGUCGCCGUCCCUGGGAUGCAAUAAGUGAGCUAGAAAGUUUUAACAAGGAGCUGCAAGGGCAAGAGGAGAGCACAAGCAGUGAAGAAGAUUCGGAAAGCGCUGCAACUUCUCCACACGCAGGUCCCCCUACGCAGAGGAGGGCGUCCAGAAAUGAGAAGUCGAACCAGGAGCCAAAACACAGUGGGAAGUCGAAAACGGUUGUGCCAGACGUGCCUGUAUUCAAGUCAGGAAGAGUUAAAAGUAAGUCUGAAAGUUGGAGCGUGGGGACGGAGCAUGGUGGUGAGCCGGGCUGCGUUGGCUCUCAAGGCUCCUUGCAGCCAGGAGGGAGCAGUGAAGGAGUCGGGCCAGCAGAUGGAAGUCUGAUAACAGAAAUGAGGACGGGGGAAGCCAAGAGCAGAACAAGCAAGCAGCCAGUUCGCGUGGGCCCUCUCAAGAGAGUUUUGUCCAGUAGCCCAAGCAGUUCGUGUCACAGUAAUCCUUUCAAUAACCCUGUCUUGCAGGAGAUGAGCGAAGACCAAAAUUACCUAGCCUUUGUUAAACUGAGCAAAGGUGCAACUCCCGCAAAGGAUGCAGUAUUAGAGAGGGGCUCCGUAGUACGCUUGUCACUAACAAAGAGGAGCCAAGGGCGCUCUGAGCCAGAUUUGAGGUCCGUGGGACUUGAGGUAGCCCCAGGAUCUGGUGCUAACAAUUCUGAUCCCUCUUCAAAUGCAAAUGCAGUGGAAAUCCCUGUGAAUGAGUCAUUGCAGGCCAGAGCUGCAAGAAUUUUAGGUAUAGAUGUAGCAGUGGAGUCUCUCCUUCCUGAUGACCACCUUGGGCCCCACCCACACACUAGCCCUGCAAACUGUGCCCAGGACUUUGAGUCAUCAGUGGGGAGCGCAGUAAGUGACAAAGAAGGAAAAAAAGAUAGUUCUUAUGAAGGCAGACGAAAGUGUGGCUGGACAGAGAGUGCUCUCUUUGUCGGAGCAGGAGGCCGGUCUUUAUACACUGAUGAAUGCCAGACGUCUCAACAGGAAGCCAGUGCUAAACCACUGGUAACUGAGCAAGUUCUUGAGCAUCAUGUAAGUCCCAGCCAAGGUGAGGACCAAAACUUGGUUUGCAAGUCAGCUGUGUAUCAGCAUUCAGAAAAGAGAGUAAGGAGCACCUCAAAAGUGAUAGAGACACUUCAAGGCAAGCUCACAUCUCCACCAAGCCGGACUGCCAUGGAUCGCUUAGUGCGAAUGAAAGAAGUUGACUCUGUGUCUCGGAUGAGACGUCUGAGCAUUAAGAGCGCAGACUCGGGAGAGGAGGUGGAUGAGGAGAAGCUGUCAAGGGUACAAGAGGAGAGAGGAAGCAAGCUGGCAAGCUCCGGGGCUGUUUCCAAGCGUGUUAUCUCUCUCAGUGAAAACGGAUAUUUAGGUGGAAUGGACAAGAAGAAGAUUGACAGAGAUUUUUCUUUAGAUACAUAUGACCCCACCAAAGUUGAAAAGGUGUGAGAUGAACGAAGAGAAUAGAGAUUUCUGCUCUACUAAGAAUGUUUCACUAAUUUUUUUUCUGUGUGGUUUUUGUUCGAUUUUUGUUCUUUGAUACUUGGAAGUUGCCUCCAUUUGUGUUGUUCAUGGUGUACUGAUAACGCCUUUACCAUUGCCACUAGGAAUUAGCUAUUUGUAUCUGAAACUGUUGCAGAGACCACAGAAAAAUCUGACUUCUGCAUUGGAACCAUCUGGUUUUGUAGCGACUUCAUACCUACCGUUGGCAAAGAGUUUUUAUCUGAACUCUAUUUCAGUCUUCAACGGGGAUGAUGAAAUGCAUGAAGUGAGGCUUUUGAGCUUUCUCUUUGGUGUAAACGUAAACGUGGGAGAUUAGUGAAAU